AUAUUGGCUACUAUUCUUAUCUAUAAUACUGCUUGAGUACUUCGAUUUCAAGAUAAAAUUUUGUUAGAAAUAUUAGGUACUUACUACUUAAUUUAAAUUUUCGAUUUCUUUGUUAUAGAAAAUAUGUGUCAUUGCGUUAGUUUGUAAAUCCUCGGUAUAUCUUUAACAAAAUAACCAAAUACAGAUGUCUUUUAUAAUGGUGUAAAACUAUUGGUAAUAGCAUUGAUCAAUGGUAUUAGGUAUGAUUAAUACAAUUGUCAUUACCUAUAAUGUACAUUUCAUAUGUGUUGCCAAUGUUUAAAUCAUUUUAAUUUAUAAUUCUAGUAAUACAAUAGGUAAUCAAGUUUAUUAGUUAAAAUGCCUGAUUCAUGGGGAAGUUUUAUGAAUAAACCAGCUAGAGGAUGGCUACAUCCAGAUAAUGUUAUUACACGGAGUAGUGUCUGUUAUGAAGUUCGGGUAAAUUUUUUUUGAAUAAUUUGUUUUUGUUUAUACUGUUAAAUUUUAAAAAUAAUUGAAUAAUCAAAUUUCAGUAUAUCGGAUGUUUAGAAGUACUUACAUCUAUGAAAAGUUUGGACUUUGAUACUCGAUUUUUAGUUGCCAAGUAAGUUUAACAUUUUUUUCAUUGCUGAUAUUGUUAAAUAGUUACUUUAAAUAAAUUUGUAAUAAUUUUCUUUAGAGAAUGCAUAAAUAAAGUUUGUGAAGCAGCUGGACUUAAAACUGCUGACAAAAAACGAAAAGUAAACUAAAUUAUUAAAAAUAUGUGUAAAUUAUUUGUAAUUUUAAAAUAUUACCAAAAGAAUAACAUACAAAGAUAUAUCUUUUAAUGUUUUACCUUAAUAUAUUAAUAAUUGCAAAUCUUAAUAUUUUAUAGGUAGAUAAAAAAAUUGUAAGACUUAUAGGCGACCAUUCAAUUAUGGACCAUGCAGGUUCAAAUGUUACCUUGUCUAUAUCCAGCACAUGUUUAACAUUAAAACUAAGAGAUACCCAUGCAAUUAUUUCUACACAUGAUAUGCCUAGAAUAUCUUUUGCAUCUGGUGGCGACGUUGUAAGAUUAUUUAAAUUAUUUCAUAUUCAUAAAUCGUAAUAUGUAUAUCAGCACAUUUAAAUUGUGUCCAUAAUUAAUAUUUGAGUUGCAUAUGGUUGUCUCAUAACAGAGCCGAGUUGCUUCCUCGUAUGUAUUUAUUUCACUUCUCCUUUUUAUAGACUGAUGACUAUCAUUUAUAAAAAAAAAAGAAUAGUAUGGUUAAAAAUAUUAAGUAUAUUAUUUUAAAUUACUUAAAUUGUCUAUUUUUUUGAUCAUUAGGUUUUAGUCAUUAAAAACAAUUAUUAACCUCAUUGGGUUUUAAAAAUUAAAGAUCAAAAACUAAUUUUAAAAGUUUUUUCAAAUGUAUUUUUAAAAAUUGAAACAGGCCAACAUUUUAAAAAUUUAAUAUCAUCUGGUUAUUUCAAAAUUGAAAUAUAAAAAUAUUAGAGAUUAUUGUCAUAAUGUCAAUGUGAUUGAUUUUAAUAUCAUCAAAAUUAAUUUCUGGUAAAUGGUUAAAAAGUCUCAUUUAUAAAAAUUUGGAAAAAAGUUCAAAAAUGUUUUUUGAUGUCUGGACAAAAAUAAAUAAAUACAUUGUUCCAACUGUGAUUUUUUCUUCUUUAAUGUAUAUUGUAUUUAAAAAAAAUCCUAAUUAUAUUUUUUUAAAUAGUAAAAAAUUUAUAAAUCUUAAAAUAUCAAUAAAAAAUAAUAAAUCAUUUUUUUGUCUAAUAUUAUUUCAAAUUGUGAUUUUGUCUUUGUCUACGCUUAUAUAUGUAACAAGAAUUUAAUUUUGCAUUGCUAAACUUUGGUUAUAACAAAAUAAAACACAUCAAAUAUUAUGAUUUAUAAAAAUCCUAUAGUCAGUUAUGUAUUAAAUACCUAUAUUGUUGUAUACAUAUUAUGUUGAUAAAAUAUGUAAUCAUAAUGAAAAUUGCAUGCCUAUUCAAUUAAAAUUGAAAUUUAUAUUUUUUUGCCAUUCAAAACUAUUCUCUAUUUAUUUUUAAUCAUCAAACUGUAAUAUUCAUACACAGACUGGCUAUGACUAUAUAAAAGAAUAAGCAAAUACUUAAGAAUAAAUAAAACUAUUUGAUUUAUACCUGUACAUAACGACAAACCAUUGUUAAUGGAAAACGAUUCAAAGUGGUGCUCAAUACAGCAAUUUUUUAAAACAAAUUACAGCUAUUAGCCGUAUUUUUGCUUGCCAAUAUAAUUAAGUACAUUAAGAACACAAAUGAUACCAAAAAUUGUUUUUGUAACAAUAACUAGUGGAAACCUAUGCAAAUAUCUCGUACAAAUUUAGUAAGCAAAAUUGCUUAAAGAAUAUUUUUUUGAAAAGAUAAAAAUUGUAUUUUAUAGUCUUUUUGUCGAACCUUCAAACAUAUACCUGGACCUUUUGUUCAAAUUAUUAUAAAUCGCAUUUUUUAACCAAGAAUCUUAAUUUUCUAUUAUAUAGUAUUAGGUGGAAUUUACAGAUAAAGUUUUCGAUUAUCAUUAAAACCAAGCUAAGGCCCAAUUAUUUAUGAGUAUGUCGCCGAACAAAUAAAUUGAUAAAUUAUUAAUGCACACAUGUGUGAGAAAACUAUGAAUACAAUUAGGCUAUUGCUACACUAUUUAUAUACAUAUAACAUCUAUAUAAUUAAAAAUUAUUUCAGGAUACGAUUGAUUUUGUUGCAUUUGUAGCAAAAGACAUAAAAGACUGGAGAGCAUGUUAUGUUUUAGAAUGUGGAGAAGGUGAACUAGCACAAGAUGUUAUAACAACUAUUGGCCAAGCAUUUGAUUUGCGUUUUAAACAGUUUUUAACAAAACCUUCACCAGUUUUAAGCACGAGUACACGAGACGAACGAGAAUAUUAUAAUGACUUACCAGGAAAGUCUCCUCCAGAAUCUGGCCCUCCACCUGUCCCACCUCUUCCAUCAUAUCAUGAUCAUCGUAAUAGAGGUAAAAUUUGUAUAAAUACAUUUUUAUUUUUAUAUAAUAAUUAUAUUCAACUAUAAUUUUAGAGAGACUAGUUUCAAAUAACUUAAUAGAUUUAAAUUGUGAAGCACCUCCACCACCUGCACCCCAUCCUGCUCAUAAUUAUGUUAACGAUUUUGUAGUUGGAAAUAAAAACCACAAUUCGCAACCACGUGAUGUAUUUGAUAUGCGUAUGUCAAUAUAAAUUAAUAAUUAUAUAUAUAAUAUAUGAGGUAAUUAAUACAGUUUUUUUUUUUCAAUCAAUUUAAAUACCAGUAGAACCUUUUGUUGAUCAUGAAUCUACACCUAUAAUAGCUUCAAGAUUACAAGAUGAAAUUUGGUUUCAUGGUAGUAUCACAAGACAACAUGCUGAAGCGUUACUAAAACAGGUAAGUUAUAUUAAUCUGAAAAAUAAAAAAUGAGGCUAUUAAAUAAUAUUUUUAAUGUUUCUAUUUAUGAAGUAGAAUAUUAAAAUCGCCCGUACAAAUUAACAUAUGUCUAAACUUUUUUUUGAGUUAAGAUGAACUAUUUAGACUGUAAUGUAAUAAUAUAAUAUCUAGAGAAAAAUCUAUUCCCAUUGAUAUGAAUAUAAUAUUUAUAUUUAAUAUAAACACAGUACUAAGAAAAAAUUCAUUGAUUUACAUUUUCUUAUACAAUGUGCUCUUAGUGUGCAACCAAUAUUCAUCAAACAUCAAAUGUGAUUGUCAGCAACUACCACUGAAUAAAACAAUAAAAUCCAUUUAUUCUAUUUCUUGUAACUUGUUCAUACAUAUUUAUUAUGAAUAUUUUUGUUUAUUUAGGAUGGUGAUUUUCUAGUUAGAGAAUCUCAAGGAUCUCCUGGACAGUAUGUGUUAACUGGUCUUCAAGGAGAUGUCAAGAAACAUUUACUUUUAAUUGAUCCAGAAGGUGCAGUUAGAACUAAAGACCGCAUGUUUGAAAGUGUUAGUCAUUUGGUUAAUUAUCAUAGUGAAAACAUGUUGCCUAUUAUGUCGGCAGAAAGUGCUCUCAUUUUAAAAAAUCCAGUACCACGAACCCGAUUUUAAAUUAUUCUAACUAUUUUCAUUAUCAAAUGAUAAUAAAUAUGAAUGUUUAAAUACUAAGGUAUAUUAUAUCAUAUUUAUAUCUGAAAUCCCUAUGUUUUUAACAUAUAUUUUAAUAACUAUUUUCGUGCAGUAAAAUUCUUACCAAUAGGAUACUAUUCAGCAUUUUGCAUUAUCCAGUAAAUGUAUUGUAGUACCUUGUAAUUUAUUUGUAGAUAAAUGCCUGGUAUGUUUAUGUUUCUACUGUUGACAUUUUGGGUGAAAUUAAAUAUAAUUUUAUAAUUAUUAAUCAAACUAGAAAGAAAAAGUGGCCCUACGCUAGUUAUUUUAAUUUUUCAAGAGUGAUGAAUAAUAAAAUAAUUGUGAGUUUUUUAUGGAUACCUAUUACUUUUUUAAAUUAUUGUUCGAUGUUUUUUAAAAUAAUUUAUAUACUUUCAUGAAUAAAAUAUAGUCAAUGAGUAACUCACUAAUUCAUAUAAUCUAUAUAGAAGUGUGAAAUAAACUAAAAUAUAGGCACUAAAAAAAAAGAUAAAAACAAAUACAAUAUAUUCAAAUAUAUUAUUAGACUUAAAAGUCAACAUAUAUUUACAUAAUUAUAGUGGUUUUUAUUUGUAGAAAAAAAAUGCUCUUUAUAUACAUUUAUAAAUAUAUAUUGUAAUGGGGCUCAUUUAAAAAUAUACCUGAUGGUAGAAUAUUAAUUUUGAUAACAAUUAUGAAAUAUUUUAUUUUUUCUUUGUAUGACUUACUAUAUCCAUUCUAAUUUUAAUUUGAUUAUAUUUUUAUUUUAUAUUAUAUAUAAUAGUAUAAUUUUGUUUUGUUACCAAUUAAAUAUAAUUAAAUUGAUAUUUAUUUGAUUAUUCCCCCCUUAUAUUCAACAUUUAGUAACAUGCAACUAACUUUAUUAUUUAAAAAAUGUAAUUAUACUUAAUAUCCAAAAAUAAAUAAGUCAACAGACUUGAUUGCAAAAAGUUGCACUAUGAAGUCUAAUAUCAAACUUGGAAAGUACCUAUAUGUAUAAUACAAUUAGAAACAACUUAUCUGAUUUAAGUAGUAAAAAAAAAGUUAAUUUCAUAAAGAUAAAAUAAACUUUUGUCUACUAAUUCUCAAUAUGCAAUAUCCAUUUCACACAUUUUUCAGUUUUUUGUCUUUUUGUCCCAAUAAACUUAACAUUUUUAAUUUUCCCGAGCAUAAUAUAUUUUUUGUUUUUUUUUUUUAUUAUUAAAUAUGUUAAAAAAAAAUUAAUCCUUAUUCAUUCUUUACUCAAUAAUUAAUCAUAAUUUAGAUAGGUUUGUUGUAAUAAAUUAGAAACCUUAAACUAAUACUAAUACUGAAUUACUCAACAUCAGUAUACAAAUAGUAAUUACUAUAAUAUUAAAAUACUAGAAGUAUUUCAAAAAGCUUACAAUAACAAUUUUCAAAAACACAAUUACUUUAAUUAUAAAUAACGAUAAUUGUAGUAUCUAUGUGUACUAAUUUUCUAAAUAUUUGUUAUAUUUAUUAAAGAAAUUAUGGCUAUUAACUAAGAGGAAUUGAUACUCGCAUUUACUGUCUCAGUCUAACAAAUGGCUAACAUGGCAAAAUUGCAUAACUUAGAAUUAAAUUUGUGACAAUUGGGUUGAAACAAUAAUUUCAAUACAAAUAACAAAAUUUAAAACGAAAAUAUUUUAAAAUGCCCCACAUUGCUUUUUUUUUGUCAAACAAGCGAGUUUCAGCAAUGUUAGUUUUUGUAUAAUACCCAAAGUUUAUUUGUUUGGUGAUAUGAAAAAAAAGCAAUAUUGUUAGGAAAAGAUAAUAAAUACGGGUAUCACAACCAAAAAAAAUGAGCUGUGUUUUCUAUAUGAAAAUGUAUUAAAUUAUAAUAUUCACCAUAAUUAAUUAUACAACUAUUUACUGUU
Cinara cedri is the source of this 5909-nucleotide messenger RNA. The record is from the annotation of a GenBank genome assembly. NCBI's taxonomy places the organism in Eukaryota, Metazoa, Arthropoda, Insecta, Hemiptera, Aphididae.